AAUUUGAUCACGAGUGUUUUGAAUGCAAUCUUUGUAGUGUGGACUUCCUCUCUCGCGAGAAAGUGUCAGAAUGGCCUGUGCCCACUGCGUAGAAAGUAUUCCGGUGUUAGAUCUUCGUCAGUUACACAUCGGAGAUCACAUAGAGUUUGGAAGGUGCAGCUACAUUAAGACAUUUCUGAAUUGUCUGCUCGGGUAUUGUCCUAUUAAUAAGCAUAUCAGGCUUGGGUAUCUUUAUUUCCACCAUGCCAUCGUUACAGAAAUUGACCAUGCUAGACGAAAAAUUACGUUGAUAGAAUUUGCCAAGGAGGAUACUUCUCUGUCAUCUUUUUACAAAUCCUUUUCGAAGCCAAUCAUUCGGGAAAGACAAAUGAAUUUUGACGAUAUACAUGAACACAUGUAUCGUGUUGUUCAUAAGAAUUUAGGAUCAUCUCCCCCAAAUUCUCAACAAAUUGUCAAAAAUGCACGACAUAUGCUCGAUAAAGCCAAAGACGAGAGAUAUAAUGGGUUUUUGAAUAACUGCGAACACGUGGCGAAUUGGUGUGUAACGAAACGUCGAAUAUCAAUCCAAAUCAACCAAAUCACAGAGAGAAACAUAUCAAGACUGUUGUCCAAGCCCCCCAAAUGGUUCAAAUGCAUGAUCGGGUACCUGGGAAAAUUUCUACUGAAGUUUGUACAGAGAUUUGAAAAAGUAUUGGAACGUAUGGAAGGUUCAAAAUUGUUUCCAGCCUUCAGUUUCAUUAAACGAUAUUUAGGUAGCUGGCUUGCUUGUGCGUUCAUCAUUGCAAUGAUUUUGAUGGCCAUGGACAUCAUUCGAUUUCAUUCGGCAUGGAGGAACGAGGAGCUUUGUGGAUCGUGUGUCCAGAGAUGGGUUGUCAAAACAGCUUACAGAGUACUAUCUAUGCUGCCAUUCGGGAUGUUUCUAUUUAUAUGUGCUGUUGGAUUUCGUUUCACGGGAUUUUUAACCUAUGACUCAUUAUAUAGAAAGUCUUAUACAUAUACAGAACUGCUGACACUGAGAACGAUAAAGCCCGGUGACGUCAUCACAUUCAAUCUCUACAUGCCAUUUAGCUUUCAUGACGUUGUUGUCGUUAAAAGUAUCGAAACACUUACUGCGGGAAAUAUGCAGCCUUUAAAGAAGCCUCUUUCGUCCAUGAGCGAGGCUGAAGUUUUUGAACAGUCGCUAUCAAUGUUGAAUGAUUUCUUUCGAGAUAAUAUCACUGAAGAAGAAUAUUGUUCAUUUCAAUACCUGCGCAUGAAUGCUAAAACAUCUGAAAAGUGGAUCAAACCUGGAACAUCAGAUCAGGAGGUAGAUGUGUUUCAGGAAAAUUCAAGGACUCGUACAAUAAAGAGACAUGGUUAUGAAUGGAAAUUCACAACAGACGUAAAAGACAAGGAAGAUAUUCCAAGUGUGUGCUUUCUUUACGAUGAUAAAAAUAUCAAAUUUUACCAUGGCUUUUGCGGAACGUAUGAAGUGGAAAUUGUUCACUACGAUUUAGAGCGAGGACUGCGAUUUCCAGAUGUUUUUAUUCAAGGGAAGAGAGUUGUAAAGUUUGAAAGAAAAACACUUAAUCCAGGGAAAAAGCAUACCAUAUACCAAAAGGAUUACGCAAAAAUAUCAGCAGCCUAUAGAAAUAGUCCAGGAAAUACCGUAGGAAAGGCACUAAAAAAGAUCGGAGAAAGACAAUGGACUUUUUCCUCAAGAUGGUCUUCUCAUUUGGCAGAUGAGUGUGCACUCGUGGACCCUGAAUCAUAUUAUAGUCGUGGAUAUAGAUUUUCGAGAAUUGUUCAUACCCGUUGCUUUGAAUUACUUUAUGCUGAAACAACGCAUCGCCUCUCUGGUCUAGCUGUUCUGGAUUAUGUACUGAGCCACAUUAAUGUAGAUCACUUAAGACUCGAUUAGCUUUCCUUGUGAAGAAUUCUCAGUGGUUUAUCAUCGCUUACGUUAUCAUCGACGUUUUACAUCUUCGAUCUCGUAUCCGUAACAACUGAACUAUUUUAACCAAAAUCAAGCACAUACCAAUGUUGGGUAUUGAUAAUUCGGGUUUUUCUGGCUGACAAGCAGUGUUAUGAAUUUAUUUGAAUGUGCAGUGAAAUACAUGUAAUGUGUAGAUUUGUAAGGGAUAUUAAUAAUUGAGAUUAUUCAAAUUAUUGUUGUGUGAUUCCUUCCUUUAAUGAGCCCAGAUUUCUUGGUUUGAAAAAGAGGAUUUUCAAUUUAUUUUCAUUACGUCCAAUUGAAAAAACAAAACAACCCAUCAUAUCUAUUUCAAUGGGAGAUACUUGAAAAUAUUCUUCGAAUCAUCUUCUUCACAUUAUCUUGCCCAGGUUAUAACUUUGGUAAUAAUUUCCUUCUGCAGUGAAGAUUAGAGUUGAAAUUGUCUAUUAAUUUAUGAAUCUCUUUAUGUAUCUGUUGUCGGAAUCAUUUACAUGUAACGUAGUAAGACGGCAUAACCUUGAUAUUUUCAUACGAACGAUUUUAAUCACUUGCCUAUAAUGAGAAGCUUUGAAAAAUAUGAUAUUUAUUCUCAUUGGAGAUCUCUUUUGCCAGGUCAUCGAUAAUCACUUGAAUCACCAGAACGUCUAACAUAAGGGGGUAUAUUUUAAACGAAUUUUGGUGAAAUGUGAUAAAAUCAUUUAUCCGUAAUAGUAAUCAUAAAGAUUCCAAGUACGUUUUAAGAAUGAGUUUUGAAUACAUUUUGUAUAGGAUUAAGCCUUACAUUUAAUUAGAUAUUUAGUAAUUGUGAUUUAACAUAGCUAAAAUAAUGUAUCAUUCACAUCGGCGCUUCAACACUGUGUUCACUACGCGCCUCCCAGCCAUGCCAUUUAUAUUUUACAAUAUGAGUGAACAAGGUUAAUCAGAUGGUGACCUAUUAGUAUUGCCGUAAAUAGUCGUAAUAUACAUGUAUCAACACGGUAUACCAUAAAGUGGAUCAUAAUGUUUUUCUAGAAUACGGAUCGGGCAUAUGCACGAUGUUUCAUUUGAAAUCAUUGUGGAGAAACAUGUCUCGUCAAAUCUAACGUUUAAAAAACCCCAUUGUUUGACAUUUCUGAGUUUCCAUUCCUCGAACAACAGUCAGUUGUGGUGAUGAAGUGAUCUUGAGCCGUUUCAUAGAACAUUCAAGGAUGACAAAAGGAAAGUGUGGUGAUUCUAAACCGGAAAUAAAUAGUUUGUUUAACGUUUACAUAAUUCUGGGAAGUAUUUGAUUUGUCCCCUAUUCUCUGUACUUGAAUGAUGGAUUUCCAAGUGAGCAAACUUUGGGAUGUCGACAGAUAUGAUAUAUAUAUGCAUUCUAUGCGAGUCUAGAAAUACUGGUGAUCAAUUGUAUUACUUCCCGGUGUGUCAUUUUUAAAGAUCUGAUAGAAAGGGGUGUAUAGCUAAAUAUGAUAUAAUGGUAUCAACAAUGUAGUUAGAAAUCAUGAUUUAUUGAGUAAUGAAGAUGUGUAAGUCCUCUAUGUUCUUGCUAAAUUAUGUAAAAUCUUGUCAAUAACCGCGAAAUCAAUGAACUGUAAUUUAUAAUCUUCGUAAACAACGUAUCUCCUAUACUUUAGAUCACACCAUGUCUACAGAUCUACGUUUAUUCACAUUGUUCCUAUUUUAUGUAUAUAACGUGUAAUUUCAUUCAUAUACCCCAGUUGGAGUCUUUGUCUUAAUACAAACUUGAUACUUCAACAAUUGUUAUAUUCGAUAUAGAAUGUUCAUGAUUUUAGAAAUAUCGCGUGCUUGAUGAUAAACAAGUUUGUCAUGUGAUUGAUAGAUGAACAUUUGUUGAUCAGUAGUCAUUGAGACGUGUCGAUAUUGACAGUAAUACGCCAAAAUGUAUCUAGAUAAAGAAAAUUAUGUAAUGCAAAACAAAUGUUGUAGAAUGACAUAUUGUUUGUAAUACAGAUUGACUAAAGGGAUGUUACAUAUUUAGCUGUGAAAGUGAUGGCAACGAUUUUAUUCUCUCCUCAAAAUCUAUCAAUGGCAUAGGAAUAUAUAUCAAUGACUAAUAAAAACAUCUAUUUUGUAUACAGAGAAGAAAAUCUUUAAAUUAGUAGCCGCUUUUAGUUUAUAUAUUAGAAAUAUAUAAGGAAGAAUUACUGUCUUGCAGAGCAAUAACUAUUUCAGCACAAGAAUCACAUAUUCAAGUGCAUGUUUUAAGGUUAAAAGUGUUGGAAAUAAUUAAAUACUGGUGUUAUGAACGAAGUAUAUAAUAUAGAGCAAUUUUCAUUGAAUACCAUUUUUAGUAGACUUGCUCAAGUCUCUCUGUUUAAUAAUUAAUACUUUUUAAUAAUGAAUGACUAUGUUUGGUGAUAUUUAAGUAUGGUACAGAGGAGAAAUUUGGAGGUAAUGAUAAGGUAAUACAACCACAUAGAGACUUAAGGAAGUCUAAAUUUUUGAUAACAAUAUUACAAAUAAUGCUCCAUUAACGUGAACGGUGAUUAUAUGAUUUAAUAAUUUCUGGUUCUGUUAUUUAUUAAAAUUCAUACAUGAU
Molecule: messenger RNA, 4472 nt
Organism: Ostrea edulis (European flat oyster)
Lineage: Eukaryota; Metazoa; Mollusca; Bivalvia; Ostreida; Ostreidae
Exons: 4
Coding region: 71-1900 (609 amino acids)
Source: RefSeq, a predicted model, not a curated record